Messenger RNA from Diabrotica virgifera virgifera (western corn rootworm), 2600 nucleotides. Its product is annotated as formylglycine-generating enzyme-like. Gene Ontology annotation, cellular component: endoplasmic reticulum. The coding region runs from base 162 to 1151 and encodes 329 amino acids. The record is from RefSeq and is a predicted model, not a curated record. NCBI's taxonomy places the organism in Eukaryota, Metazoa, Arthropoda, Insecta, Coleoptera, Chrysomelidae. The transcript is spliced from 4 exons.
UAAAAAGAAGAAGAUAUAAACAUCACAUAAAUGAUAACCUAGAAUUUUGACACUUUUUUGUUUAUUAUAAAUGUUAUAAAUAGUGGAUUGUAUACUCCAGAUGUUUUUAAGAUGAUACACGACUAAACUAAACCAAUAACAAUAAUUUCGACCUAUUUACCAUGUACUUACAUCAAUUAUCAAUAGUACUUAUUGUGAGUACAAUUCAAUAUACUUCCUCAAAUUGUGGGUGUAGUACAAAUAGAAAUGGUCAAUGCAAAGAUGAUUUUGAUCCAAGCCAUAAGUAUCUAAAAGAUUCAAAUGAAAUUAGAGACAAUAAUGAAAAUGAGUUGCUUAAUACGUCCCAUAUGGUGCUACUAGAAAGUACAAUUUUUGAAAUGGGAACCAAUAAACCUGUUUUUGAGGCAGACAGUGAAGGCCCUCUUCGUAAUGUGACUGUUAAUACAUUUUACCUCGAUAAAUAUGAAGUGUCGAACCAACAAUUUUAUGAUUUUGUUAAAAAAACAGGGUAUAAAACAGAGGCUGAAGUUUUUGGAGAUAGUUUUUUAUUUGAAAUGUGCCUUCCUGAAAAAGAACGAAAAAAAUAUGAAGAUAUCAGAGCUGCUCAAGCCCCAUGGUGGAUAAAAAUGAGUGGAGUGUCUUGGAAACAUCCUGAAGGACCAGAUUCUACAAUAGAAGGUAAAAUGAAUCAUCCAGUGAUUCAUGUCUCCUGGAAUGAUGCUGUUAAAUAUUGUGAAUAUUUGGGAAAAAGGUUGCCUACGGAAGCUGAAUGGGAACUGGCCUGUAGAGGGGGAUUGAAACAAAAAUUGUAUCCUUGGGGAAACAAACUACAUCCAAAAGGACAGCAUUGGGCCAACAUUUGGCAAGGAGAGUUUCCUCAUACUAAUACUGCUGAAGAUGGUUUUGUAUUUACCAGCCCCGUGGAUUCGUUUCCUGCAAACAAAUAUGGGCUUUAUAAUAUGGCUGGAAAUGUUUGGGAAUGGACACAGGAUAAUUGGAAAAAUGACCCUGAUACAAAGGUGAAGAAAGGAGGAUCGUAUUUAUGCCAUAAGUCCUAUUGUUGGCGGUACAGAUGUGCCGCCCGUUCAUCUAAUACAAAAGAUAGUUCUGCCUCGAAUUUAGGAUUUCGUUGUGCGGCUGACAAAAUAUAGAUCAAUUAUUACCGUUCGUAUCUACUUAAAAUUGUAUUAAGUGUUUAAAAAAAUCACAAAAUAGUGCAGAAUAGAAGAAAAGACCAGAUUAUAAAUCUUUAAUGGUCUUAUAUUCGGAUUUUACAUAUCGGACAGUUUCGACUAUGUAUACUGAACCAUAUGAACAGGCGAUAGAACACAUACACCACAAGAAGAGGGAGGCGAUAGUACAGAUUAACAAAGGUCUUCAGCAUAUCAUAUGUUGUCGAAUAUUUCUCUAACUAUUGUACAUCUGCCUGAUCAUCUAUCAAGGGUUUCUUGAAUAGGUUUUGGUUUCUUUUACUACCAAUUAAUUUCAUUUAUAGUGGACAGAAUCUUCGUCCUAUUCUACACUAUGUUCAAUAUUCGUAGCGAAGUUUAUAUCUUCUUUAAGUGCCAUCUCCGCAACGAAGGUAGGCAAUCAUCAUAGCUAUUCGGACUUUAGAGACGGCUGCUAUGAAAAGUUCAUUUAUGUACAUCCGUACCAUUUCCUCAAGUUGCGCAGUCAUGAUAUUCUACGUCUCUCUAUGCUUCUCUUUCCUUGAAUAUUUCCCUGCUUAAUCAGUUGGAGCAAAUUGUAUUUCGCUCUACGUGUUCUAUAUCCGAGAUAUUCUGAUGUUCUUGUUUUCAUUGUAUUUAAGAUUUCGAUUUCUUUAUUCAUCUUUCUCAGAACCUCUUUGUAACGUGUUCUCUCCAUUAUAUUAUGAGAAUUCUUCUAUUCACCCACAACUCGAAUGAUUCCAAUUUUUUCAUUGAUGCCGCAUUCAAGGUCCAAGCUUCCAUUCCAUAAAACAAAGGAAGCUUUUAUACAAAUACCGAAUGAAUCAGUGUAGUGAAAAUCCUAAUAAUCCGUAUGACAAUAAAACAAUAUCAAACCUUUAUACGAUAUACAUUUACAAGUGUUGUGACUGAAGUAACAUUCCACUUAUUUGUAAAUAGCGUUAUAGCUACUAGUUGAAGAAAUGACAAGAAAAGUUUAAUCUAUUUUAAAAAUAGAUAAUAAGAAACUUCGAAAAAACGUUAACAGUUUCACAAAAUCGUCGGAUAAACGUUAAAAUAAUUGAAAAAUCGACAGAAAAUAAUAAAUACAACAUUUAGUAACAUUAGGUGACAAGACCGUUUCUUCAAGUGCCGUUUUUUCGUCACUUGAAACUGAUCUUAAAUAACCUGGUUGAGUUUGGUUCUCAAGGCUCAAAAGUGUUCUGAAAUGGCGUACUAUUUACUUUUUUGAGAUCAUUAAAAGGUUUUUUUAAUAAUGCCUAACUAAAAAAUGUGUAAAGUAGAUACGAACUUUGAACAAAAUCAAAACUACUAACUACUGGCAGUAUACUAUUAAGUACUUACAAAAAUCCUGCCAAAGAGUCUUCCAGUUGUUUAUAUAUUUUUUAAAGAUCUUAUUGUAUAAAUAGUAAUAUAAUUAUGUUUAAAGUG